This is a messenger RNA of Dreissena polymorpha, 1354 nucleotides long. RefSeq lists its product as uncharacterized. Bases 47 to 814 code for a protein of 255 amino acids. NCBI's taxonomy places the organism in Eukaryota, Metazoa, Mollusca, Bivalvia, Myida, Dreissenidae. The transcript has 5 exons. The record is from RefSeq and is a predicted model, not a curated record.
GAAGUUGUUUUUUGUUGACGUCUGCUGCAAUGAUAGUUUAGCUACAAUGACUGCUCAGGUGCAUUGGUCUAUGUCGGAAAAAACCUUCGUGGUUCAACUGAUAAAUGAUCGGUACGACGAGUUAUAUUGUCGAUUUAAAGGUGCCACACUUGGUGGCAAAAAAAAGGAACAAACCUGGCAAGAGGUUGCUGAUACCUUCAAUAGCUCCAGUGUCGCACAAUGUUCUAGGACAGUGCGUCAAAUAAAAGACAUGUAUGCGCAGUUGAAAUGUCGAGCCAAAAAAAAAGAGUCUGACAGAAAAGAAACUGGAGUGGGGCCUCCAGCUGUAUUAACCACGGUGGAAGACCUGGUCAUAGAUGGCAUCCGCGACAAACCACAGCUGAUUGGCAUUCCGGGUGGCAUUGAUUCAGGUGAUUGUUAUGCAUGCGUGGCUGAUGUUGCUGAGAUGGCAGACACUGAUGAAGCCUCAGCCAAGUGUACACUAACUGUUGCUGAGUGUAUAUCAAAGCCUGCAACUGCCUUGAAUGUAGCCACUUCUUCAACAUCAAGACCAUCAAAAGAAUCGUUGAAAAAGAGAAAGAGAAACAGAUGCUAUGAAGAAGAGCUACUUGAGCUGGAAACAAGACGUGCACAGGCUGAGUUGGACCUGCUGUUGCAGAGGCAACAGCAGGAAAAACAGCUACAUGAUCUUAGAAUUAAGGUGAUCACAGAGGCUGCAGAGCAAGAGAGACAACUUUUUACUUUAAAAAAAGAGUUGUUAAACUCAAAUAUAAAGUCUGCAAUGGAUCAAGGCCUUCUUUUGUUUGAAUCUUAAACUUAACAUGUUUCUAGGGGCAUAUCGACUGCUAAUAGACAAGUUAAAUAGCUAUUAUUUGCAGAAACAGCUACAUAGGACUGAUUUAUGCAUGUUUUAUUAAUUAAAUGUAUUAAUAAUGUGUGACACUCUAAUAUGAAUAAGUGAAACACCACUUACCAUAAAUAAAGGACCAAGUUUGGUAAAUGAUGAAAGUUCUAUACUGAUGGGCAGCUGGUGUUCUACUUAUUCAUAUUUUAGUGUCAUACAUUAUUUAUACAUUUAAUUCACAUAGCAUGCAUGAAUCAGUCCUUUGUAGCUUUUGCUGCAAAUAAUAUCCAUUUAACUUGUCUGUUAGCAGUCAAUAUGCCCCUUGAAACAUGUUUGACUCAAGAUAUAUUUGUGUCCGGUGAAAUAUUUAAAAUGCAUUUGUCUUUAGCCUUUAGGACACAUUUCUAGUUUCCAAUAUGCCGGUUUAAAUGAAUAAUACUGUCGAUAUGCCUAUUCUAUUGUUCUAACUUGUCUUUCUUGAUCUGCAGCCUCUGUGAUCCUUCUCUUAUC